ACCAGGUGGGGGGCAGAGCACCAGUUCCAGCUACACAGACCCAUUGUCUUGGAGUAAACUUCACGGAAAAUCAAAAACCGGGCUGACACGUUUCUUUAGACGGCGCGCGCGCUGACAUUUUCCUCUCUUUCCCAUAAAUCCAUAGCCACAUUAUCUCAAUUUGCCAAAAGGGGAUCACACGGGACGUUUUUUCACCCCUCGGUGCUUUUAGUCCGGCGGCCGAGAGAAGCUGAACAAGGCGUUCCUCCGCUCCUUCCUUCAGGGACCGUGGCUGUGUCUGGGACCCCCGCACCGCGCAUCCGUCCACGCAGCCUCCUUCGCUCGAGCUCAGCUGUGGGUGUGAUUUCGCCCGCACGGGAUGACGACUGAAACACCGCAACAGCAACUCGACCCGCCGCCGCCUUUAAGAUCAAGUCCGGCACCCGGUGUCUUACACUCCGCCUUGAUGAACACACCGGCCGCUGCAGAGACUGUGGCGACAGCAGUCGCUGCCAAAGGAAAAAAGGCGAACUCGGGUCUGAGGCGACCCGAAAAGCCGCCCUAUUCAUACAUAGCCCUCAUAGUGAUGGCUAUCCAGAGCUCCCCGACAAAGAGGCUGACGCUGAGCGAGAUUUAUCAGUUUCUGCAAGCCAGGUUCCCGUUCUUUAGAGGGUCUUAUCAGGGAUGGAAGAAUUCAGUGCGACACAAUUUGUCUCUGAACGAAUGCUUCAUCAAGCUACCCAAAGGCCUCGGAAGACCAGGCAAAGGCCAUUACUGGACCAUUGACCCGGACAGCGAGUUCAUGUUUGAGGAAGGCUCGUUCCGUCGCAGACCUCGGGGAUUCCGGAGAAAAUGCCAAGCUCUGAAGCCCAUGUACCGGAUGAUGAACGGAAUUGGUUUCGGUACAUCCAUAUUACCGCAGGGCUUUGAUUUCCAAUCACCCUCGGCGUCGCUGGCGUGCCACACCAAUGCCUACAACCUGGACAUUAUGGCAAACUCCAUACCAGGGGGCUACGACGGGCAAAGCGGCGGGCACCACGUCCCUCACUUGUCCCCUAGCACAGGGUCCACUUACAUGGCCAGCUGUCCAGUGGCGUCGAACGGAGACUACGGGCCAGACAGCAGUAGCAGUCCAAUGCCUUCUUCCCCGGUCAUGGCGAGCGCCUUAGAUCACUCUCCGUAUUCCACAACCCCCGCGCACUGGCCGACUCCCGGAGGCUCUCCGUACAUCAAACAGCAACCGCUGACAUCUGCCAGCCCCACGUCCUCCGGCUUACAGUCCAGCAUGUCGCCCUACUCUCUGGACCAGAGUUAUCUUCAUCAGAACGCCAGAGAUACGGCUGAUAUUUCAGUGGGAAUACCUCGGUACCAGAGCCAUUCCGCCUCGGUGUGCGACAGGAAGGAUUUUGUUCUGAACUUUAACGGUAUCUCCUCCUUCCAUCCCUCGGCAAAUGGAUCAUACUAUCACCACCAGCUGCAUCACCAUCAUCACAGCGUCUGUCAGGACGUCAAACCGUGCGUGAUGUGAGUCCUUCGGGCCGUUACGCGACGCACACGCCACGACCGUCAAAAUGACGGGGAAAGUAUUUUAUCACUUUGAAAAGUUUGAAGACACAGACGAACUUGAAAACGAACGAUGACUUUUUUUUUAAAGUAAGACUUGCAACACAGUUUAAGGUAAAAAGCUACACGGACACCCACACGAUAUAAAUCAAUGAUAUUCAUACAGGGAAUCAGGCGUCAAACGCCUCCGUGCCUACAAACCACUAAGCCUCGUCGGCUGACUAGUUUAUUGUUCUAACCAUGCACAGACGUUUUUCAUACUCAAGCGAUUCGGUGUGGAGUGUUCGCCGUCAUAAACUGU
Messenger RNA from Megalops cyprinoides (Indo-Pacific tarpon), 1843 nucleotides. RefSeq names its product forkhead box protein F2-like. Gene Ontology annotation, biological process: regulation of transcription by RNA polymerase II; animal organ morphogenesis. Gene Ontology annotation, cellular component: nucleus. The coding region runs from base 359 to 1507 and encodes 382 amino acids. The record is from RefSeq and is a predicted model, not a curated record. Gene Ontology annotation, molecular function: DNA-binding transcription factor activity, RNA polymerase II-specific; RNA polymerase II cis-regulatory region sequence-specific DNA binding. The transcript is spliced from 2 exons. NCBI's taxonomy places the organism in Eukaryota, Metazoa, Chordata, Actinopteri, Elopiformes, Megalopidae.